GUGCCUAGAAGAAUUCAAACACGACUGAUCCACCAUACAAUGAAUAGAAAAACCUAUAAUAACUAUCGUGUUGAAGAAAACCAACCAGUAACCAACAUUUACGCCCACCUACUCCAACAAAGAAUAAUCUGCAUCAUGACACCUAUAUGUGAUGAGGUAGCAGGGAGUGUGAUAGCCCAGAUUUUACAUUUACAGGCAGCAAAUACCAAACAAACUAUCCACAUGUAUAUCAACUGUGCAGGUGGGAGAGUGUCCUCAACACUUGGUAUAUAUGACACCAUGCAGUUUGUUGGGAAUCCAAUAGCCACCUGGUGUGUGGGUCAGGCUACAGAUAUGGGAUCUCUACUACUCUCAGCUGGAACAGCAGGGAUGAGAAGUGCUCUACCCCACUCCAGAAUCACACUCACUCAGCCUGUCAGUGGUCUUAGUGGACAAGCCUCAGAUGUAGAAAUUCAAGCAGAAGAAAUCUCCAGAAUUUUAGAUCAAGUUAACAACAUAUAUGCCAAACACACAGGGAGAAGUCUAGAAGAAAUAGAGGAAGUAAUGCAGCGACAUAGAUUCAUGGAUGCAGAAGCUGCGAAAGACUUUGGGAUAAUUGAUAAAGUUUUACAAUUUCCUGAAAAAUAUACAAAUAAAUAAUGUGCAGCCUUAAAUUCUAGGUCAGUGAUUCUGAUUUAUAUGAUAGUGCAUUUGUUUAUUGUGUAAAUGGAUAUGAUAUUAGGACGAUGUGUGUUUUAAUAUAAUUGUGUUGAGUGUGGUAUGGGUAGUGUAUGUAACCAAAUGUGUUCCAAUAUAUCUUGAAUAUGGAGUAGACUGAAAGAGUAAUGGUUAUUUAAAUAAAAAUAUGAUGUACGUGUGAAUGGAUGGAUAUUGUUCUUAAUCAGAAACUAAAUAAGGAUUCUUUCUGAGAAGUGCUACAUAUAAAUUGGAAGUAUUAA
Molecule: messenger RNA, 938 nt
Organism: Ylistrum balloti
Lineage: Eukaryota; Metazoa; Mollusca; Bivalvia; Pectinida; Pectinidae
Product: ATP-dependent Clp protease proteolytic subunit, mitochondrial-like
Exons: 5
Coding region: 40-639 (199 amino acids)
Biological process (GO): protein quality control for misfolded or incompletely synthesized proteins
Cellular component (GO): endopeptidase Clp complex
Molecular function (GO): serine-type endopeptidase activity; ATP-dependent peptidase activity; ATPase binding
Source: RefSeq, a predicted model, not a curated record